AGCAACAUCCUAUCCGAGCACUUGAGGAAAUUCGUGCUGAAUUAUAUGCAAUAUGGGCUAUAGUAGCUCGACCGAACUCUUCGUCGAAUGGGCAGUUGGCCUGGCGAUCAUUGCUGUUCGUAUAUAUGCCCGUUGGUCCGUGGGAAAGCGGAACUUCUACUGGGACGAGCUAUGUCUAGCGUUUGUGACGGUAUUCUGGACGUUCCACACGGUAUUCCUGUACCUUUGCACAGAUGUCUAUGGUUCCAACAUCGGCCUCAACGAGCAGAGUGCCCUUGAGGUACCUAAUGAUCAGGUUGGAGCCUUGCGUGAAGGCUCUAUCUACGCGUUCGUUUCCUGGCUUGCCUAUAUAUUCAUGGUGUGGUCGUUCAAAGGGGUCCUUAUCUUCCUCUACAGCCGCCUAACAACGGGCCUCCGGCAACAUCGUAUUCUACUCGGAGUCGGCAUCGGGGCUGUUAUUACAUUUUUUGCCUCUCUGUUCUUCCACCUCUUCAGUUGCAUGCCUGUUAGCAGGAGCUGGCAAGUCAAGCCGUAUGCCGGUGACAUAGCAGUCAUGGUCGUCCCGAUGCCCCUUAUUGUCGCCGCCCGAAUCAGUACCUUGCAGAAGAUCAUCCUCUGCGGGCUCUUCUCCUCCGGCAUCUUCGUCAUGAUCGCCGCCAUCCUUCGCGCCUACUACUCCGUCACGAACAUCAACAAGCUCUCGACCGCCCUCGGCUGGGCCUCCCGUGAAGCCCUCGUCUCAGCGAUAAUCGUCUGCGCUCCGGGAAUAAAGCCACUUUUGACUAGGAUUGGGUUAUUCCGGUCUUACGGGUCGUCAAAGGGGUAUAAUAAUUAUACAAGCGGAGGUACCCCCGGGUCGAAGUCGAAGUCGAAGUCGAAGUCGAGGAAUACGAGCACGAUUUUUACCUCAAGAAGUAGGAAAAACGGUAGUGUUUUGCACAGCUUCACGGAUAAAAGGGACAGCAAAGGUGACGGGCAUACGCAUCCAUAUGAGCUAUCACGCCUAGAGCAGAGGAAGCGCAGGGGCAGCUCGGGGGAGAGCCAGGAGCAUAUUAUUGAAUCUGGGUAUACAAAUACCAAUACAUCUACUGGGACGGGAGGGAAAGGUGAGCGCGAGGACAGCCCAGAUCAUGGGAUUCUGGUGACUACCGAUGUUACGCUUGCGCGCGAGGAUGCUUAAGGUGCAGGGCGGUUGCGGGCUGGUUUAUACUGCUGGGAUGCAGAAUGGAUGCUGGUUUGCUUGAAUAGCCGAUGUGCCUUUUUU
Messenger RNA from Aspergillus versicolor CBS 583.65, 1264 nucleotides. RefSeq lists its product as uncharacterized. Lineage: Eukaryota; Fungi; Ascomycota; Eurotiomycetes; Eurotiales; Aspergillaceae. The coding region runs from base 53 to 1180 and encodes 375 amino acids. The record is from RefSeq and is a predicted model, not a curated record. The transcript is spliced from 5 exons.